AGUCAGCUGCUGCUUAGCUUGCUGUUUCGUGUCGCGCUUCUUGUCCGCUUUCAAUGUUUUCCGUUUUAUUUUGUUAUUUCUGUGAUGCAAACCGAAAUUUUAACUAAAAUUUAUGUUAUUGCAUGAGUGUGAUAUUAACUGUGCGGUUUUACUGUGAUAUUUUUCCGUGGAAAGCAGAAAGAUCAAGAUUUUGGCCCGGAGUCAUAUCAUUGUAAAGGAGCUCGCUUAAAAAGUUGAGCCCGCACCGCACCGGCUUGCUCGCUGACCGCCGAGCCGCUAAUCUCGCUUUUUUCGCGCCCCAACGUCGCCCGCCAGAACCGCACCGGCUGCCGCCAUGCUCGCGCACCAAGCACCGCUCGCCCUCUACUAAACUCAAUCGUCUACAACGAUAAGAACGCGUGUGAUAAUAAUUUAAUACUCGCCUAAAUAAGCUUGCAACGUCGGUGUCUUUAAAUCUAACUUUAAUUGUAAGAUUAAUCUUAUUAAAUUUAAUAACUACGUCCGUUAUCUUCGCGUCCGCGCAUCUGUUUGCAAGCGGUGCUGCGUCCGCGUGUGUCGUAGUGUUUGGUAGUGGUGCGCGAAAGCAGUACGCAGCAAGAAGUGAGAAGUGCAUGCUAAGAGCGCGCAGGCGCGCUCACACCCCGCGGCCUAUGCGCCGCACCCGCACAGUGUAACUGCGCGCGCCUUUUACCCCCUUGACUACAUUGGCAACGAUGGCCAUGGUGAACAUGAAUAGCCUCCUCAAUGGUAAAGACUCACGUUGGCUCCAACUGGAAGUGUGCCGCGAAUUUCAACGGAAUAAGUGCUCGAGGCCUGACACCGAGUGCAAGUUUGCACAUCCUCCGGCAACCGUAGAAGUGCAGAAUGGAAGAGUCACCGCAUGCUACGACAGUAUUAAGGGUCGGUGUAACCGGGAGAAGCCGCCCUGCAAGUACUUCCACCCGCCACAGCACCUCAAGGACCAGCUGCUGAUCAACGGUAGAAAUCACCUCGCGCUGAAGAACGCGCUAAUGCAGCAGAUGGGACUCACACCUGGGCAGGUGCUGCCUGGCCAGGUACCCGCCGUGGUGGGCGGCGUGAGCGGCACGGGCGCGGCCGCUAGCCACCUCGCCGCGCUGGACCCGAUCUCUCUGGCCCUGCUCGCCCCGCAGGCAACGUCACCGUACCUGUCGGGAGUGCCCGGCGUGGGGUCGACGUACGCGCAGUACUACACGCCGCAGCUGGUGCCCGCCAUGCUUGGCCACGACCCCGCCGCCGCCGCGGCCUCGCCGCUGGGCGUCAUGCAACAGCCUGUGUUGCAACAGAAGCUCCCACGCACCGACCGUCUUGAGGUGUGCCGGGAGUUCCAGCGCGGCGCGUGCAAGCGCGCCGAGUCAGAGUGUCGCUUCGCGCACCCGCCGCCGCCCGUGGCCGCGCACGACGACGGCUGUGUCACGGUGUGCAUGGACGCAGUCAAGGGCCGCUGCGUCCGCGACCCCUGCCGCUAUUUCCACCCUCCCCUGCACCUGCAGGCGCACCUUAAGGCGCAGGCGCGCGGCGCGAUGGACAUGAAGAGCGUCGGAUCCUUCUAUUACGAUAACUUCGCGUUCCCCGGUGUGGCGUACAAGCGACCCGCCGCGGAUAAAGCCGGCGUGCCGGUGUACCAACCGGCGACCACAUACCAGCAGCUGAUGCAGCUGCAGCAGCCGUUCGUGCCCGUGUCAUGCUGCGCGCCACCAAACGCGCCUUAUGUCGUGUACACGGACGAGCGCGGACAGUUACUGGACACCCUCCCGGUGUGCCAAGAUUUUAAUCGACAAGGCUGUUCAAGACCUACCUGCAGAUUUGUUCAUAUACGUGAAGGGUGCGGGCUGCAGGUUGUGGGGUGCCGAGUGGUGGUGUGUCGCGACGCCGCUGCCGGCGCCUGCCGCCGCGCCGCUUGCCGAUACUACCACAUCCCGGUGCAAUUGCCGCCAGCUCUCAGACCCCCCUAACCUGACCCGACUGCCUCCCGUCCAACCUUCCCGCACUCUCCAUACCAUACCCCUCACCACUCAUUCAUUCCUUAGCGCCUUCAUCUUGCACGUGUAAAGCCAGAAUACAACAUGACAGGUUUCAUAUAAAAAUACCUCAGUGACAUGCAGAAUUUAAACUGUAGACUCAAAAUGUGCUAGUCGGAAUAUAAUCGCUGUUUUUUUUCUACUUAUAAUUUUGUUCAUUGAUGAGCUUCCGAAAUGGGAUGAAAAUUGUGUGAUUGACGAUGUAAAACAUGUCAUUUUGCAAAGCUGGCGUUAUGCGUAGAAAUUCGUCCCCCGCCCCUCCCGCGGCCCAGUCGCCCGCGCCCAGUUAUCAUAUCGAUCGCGCCUCUGGCACACUCGGGGAAGUCCCGCGGCGGAGGUGGUGAUAUCUUAGUGAAUAUCGGUUAGUGUAGCGACGAGUCGAUAGGCCCGUGGACAGUAGUCUUCGGGAAGGAGUGUGUACAUAAGUAGCGGGAUAUAUAAUUCUCAGGCACGGUCAUGCGAUUGUGAUAUGAAUAGAUUUCGAGACGCCGGAGCCGUUUGAGUAAUUUAUCGAGAUCGUACCGAGAUUGUCGAAUAGUAGUUAGUGAGGUUUCAAAUGUUUUAUUACUAUUGUAUAUUAUUUUUUAAGAUACGAUAUGAGUUCCUGUAAAGAUCGGUGCGCGCAGCACGGACAAUUUGUUGUAUAUAAGCGAUGUAAUUUGUACGGGUGGUGGAGCUGCGCUCGCCCUAGCUCUGCCGACGGCUAUGGCCGGUGUCAAAAGUUGCAUCACCCCACUCCUAAUGUGAGCAUUUUGUGAGAAUUAAGUUAACUUUUUAUAUACGUUAUAAAAUUACGUUUUUCUAGAUGACAAGUUUUACACUAGUUUAGAUUAAGCGAAUCAGUAAUGAGACACCAAUAGCGUAGCCGCUUCUCUCCCUCGUCACUGAAACUUUUGACGCCGGAGCACAAUGUUCACGUCGUGUCGAGACCGCGACCCUCGGAGCCGCGCCUCGCGACUCGCCCACUUCACACUUAGCAUAGUAUCACGACACUCGUAGAGUGAUAGAGGACAGACAUUCGAAAUACAAUGAACGUUAUCGGACAAUAUUUAAAAAACGAUGAAGGCAUACUUCCAAGCUAUUUACCUAAAUUCUAGGAUAGAACGUCGGCUUUUAUUCCAGAUAGAUUUUGCUAGAUAAUCAUUCUUUUACUGAUCGAUUCCCGUCUAUCGAAGCACAAAAUAUUACCGACGAUCGAGUCCGAUUCCCUCUCGGUGAGUGCAGCAUGAAGAAAUAGCUACCUACCUAUAUUGUUUUCGACACAAACAGUAUUAACGUUUUGAUCAAAUUUAUCUCGUCGUAUGUAUGUAGAGGUGAUAUGCGGAUAUAUAGAGAGAGCGAGAGAGAGAGAGAGAGAGAGAGAGGCGGGAGUGCGCGCUUCGCCGCGGUCGCCGACGACAGCCGACAGCGACCGAGGCGACGCGCGCACCCCGAAGGCAUGGAAGCCUAAUGCCUAAUAUUAUUCCUAGUCCAUAUCCUUUUUGUUGAUCAGUCAUGCGAUUAAUGUUAGAAUAAAUAUUAAUAAUUUGAUUUAUUCCUCCCAUUUAGUGGAUAUUUUGAUAAUGAUAUAUUAAUAAUGAAAUAUUUAAGAUACAUAAUACAUAUUUGAUUCUAAAUCCUGAUAAAGUGACACUACUUUAGUAAUUUAGUCGGGGGGAUACUUGUGCCGUGAUUAUAUUUUUAGGUAUAUAUUAUGAAAUAAUUCCUAGCGUCGGAAUUAAAGAAGUGAUUAAUGUGUAAGCGUGUUAUAUUUAUUGUCGUACGUAAAGUAAGUGGAAUGCCAUAUCGAUAAAAGGUGAAUAUCGGAGUGGAGUCAAACUCAGUAGUAUCUCGUUGCGUUUGUUUAUGUUGGUUGUUAUAUCGGUACCGUGCUAAGUGAACCUUCACUUUUAUCAAUACGGCACUAUGACUCUUAUAUAUAAGUUGUCAUUUUUAUUUUUUGUUGAAAUUUAUCUGUUCAUGAUUAUUUGUUGCCUAUAAUUUUUAUAAUCAAAAUUUUAUGAUCUGACGCAUUUAUUGUAAGACAAGCGAUUACUUUUAUAAUUAAUUAGUGUGAUAAUAUAAUUAUGGUAUCAAAUUGCCGUUAUAAAAGAUUGAACAUCGAAAGUAUCCUUCCUGUUUAGAAGGGACUCUUCUGGCCCGAGGUUUCUAGCGGAUUUUAUAUAUUUUUUUUCGUUGUAUUUUUAAUGUUGCGUGUGUCUUACACAUAAUAUAUUUCAUUUUUGUGAUAUUUUUAACUAUAAAGUACUGUUAUUAUAAAUGCAAAAUAAAUGGAUAAUGAUGACCUAAUUAAAAUAUUCAAGAAUUUAUUUGUAAAUCACAAAAAAAAAUGUAAAACUGUAAAUAUAUUGACAAAAAAAAAUGAACUGCAACACAAUAAUUGAUUACUAUAUCUCUCAUCUGAUACACUGUAAGUUGUUUGAGUACCUAAUAUUGGUAUCUUAUUAUGUAGUAAGUACCUACAAUCUACUUUAAUGUUAAACCGGUCCAGUGAACAAAGUAUUGAUAAUAUUGUGAAAAUUUUUUUAUUCACGAACAAUCACAGAAAGUACAUGACAUUGUAAUAUUAUUUAUAAAAUUACUAUGUGAUGUGAUCUUCGGAUCAAUUUUGAGUACAGCAUAGAUAAUAAACAACUGAAUAUGUGA
Plodia interpunctella (Indianmeal moth) is the source of this 4685-nucleotide messenger RNA. RefSeq names its product muscleblind (gene mbl). The record is from RefSeq and is a predicted model, not a curated record. The transcript has 12 exons. Gene Ontology annotation, molecular function: metal ion binding; RNA binding. Gene Ontology annotation, cellular component: nucleus. Gene Ontology annotation, biological process: regulation of RNA splicing. NCBI's taxonomy places the organism in Eukaryota, Metazoa, Arthropoda, Insecta, Lepidoptera, Pyralidae. The coding region runs from base 714 to 1973 and encodes 419 amino acids.